Messenger RNA from Vanrija pseudolonga, 843 nucleotides. It is a transcript of the gene RLP24, whose product is annotated as Ribosome biogenesis protein RLP24. NCBI's taxonomy places the organism in Eukaryota, Fungi, Basidiomycota, Tremellomycetes, Trichosporonales, Trichosporonaceae. Gene Ontology annotation, biological process: ribosomal large subunit biogenesis. The coding region runs from base 99 to 737 and encodes 212 amino acids. The record is from RefSeq and is a predicted model, not a curated record. Gene Ontology annotation, cellular component: nucleolus. The transcript is spliced from 4 exons.
AGUCAGUCGUCACUCUUGUCAAAAUAUCUGCAAGCAGAUACAGAUACAUCCUAGACCAUCGACACGCAGACAUCAACACGAGGAUAUAAUCAAGCACAAUGCGUAUCGAGCCCUGCUACUUCGUCUACCCCGGCCACGGCACCAUGUUUGUGCGCAACGACGCCAAGACGUUCCGCUUCUGCUCGUCCAAGUGCCACAAGAACUUCAAGAUGAAGCGUAACCCCCGUAAGGUCCGCUGGACCAAGGCCUUCCGCCGUGCCAACGGCAAGGAGAUGGUUGUCGUGAGUAUCAUCAAGGGCUACGAUGGGGCGAGACACUUGGCCGUUGCCACCGAUUCCGCGACUGACUCGACCUACGAGUUCGAGAAGCGCCGCAACGUGCCCGUCCGCUACGACCGUGAGCUUGUCGCUACUACUCUGGAGGCCAUGAAGCGUGUCCAGGAGAUCCGCGUCAAGCGCGAGCGUGCCUUCUGGAAGAACCGCAUGUCUGGCAACCCUGCCCGCAACCUCAAGGCCGCGGCCGCCGAUGUCGAGAAGCACAUCGAGCUCGUCCAGCCCCGCAAGGUUACCGACUCGUCUCUGCAGCAGAAGGAGGCUGCCCGCGAGAAGAUCAAGGUCCGCGCCGCCAAGCGGUCAGUUAUGGCUGCCCAGAUGCUCGCCGGUGGCAAGGAGAAGAAGAAGAGCCGUCUCGUCCCUGCCGAGGGUGGUGGCAUGGGCAUGGGCAUGAACGUCGACUAGAGGGGUCCCACAUGAGGGGAGUCUACGGCACACGGUGGGGAUGGAUGCCACCAGGCGUCAAUGUUGUACCAAUACUUUCGUCAUGCAUCUACGUAUUUCCAGUAUA